CAGGAAUUGUAGAUCUACAGAUAUUGAGAUAUUGAGGUGUCUGCUAUCGCCCCGGAAUCGAUAAAUUCCUCUCCCAUCCGUAAUGUAGAGCCACACGUUGCUUGAUCUGACAUCAAGCAGCCGCUACUACCAUUGCCUUAACCCCAAGUGAUCAGCAUAGCCCACAAUGGCUUCGUUUCUCGUCACUGGCGCCUCUCGGGGUUAUGGACUCGCACUCGUCCGUGAGCUAGCAUCCAUGCCGAGCUCUGAGGUUAGCAAAGUCCUGGCAUCCGCACGCAGCGAGUCGCCUGCUUUGGGUGAGCUCGUCCAGCAAUCUUCUGGCCAGGUAGCCGUGAUCAAGUUUGAUGUCACGGACCAGGACUCGAUCCAAAAAGCGGCCGUCGAAGCGGUAACCCAGUUGGGGGGCAAAGGACUCGACGUCUUGAUCAAUAAUGCCGGAGUGGCCUACUGGAAUCCUAACGGGAUUCGAACCAUGGAGAACCUCGAAGACGCCUUCGCUGUUAACGUGUUGGGAGCUCAUUGGGUCACCCGAGAGUUUCUGCCACUGCUGCAACAGGGGCAUCUGAAAAAAGUCAUGAAUAUCUCGUCAGCUGCCGCCUCCAUAACCCUCGCUCGCGAUUUCACCCAUCUUAAGAAUCCGGCGUAUAAGAUCUCGAAAGCAGCCUUGAACGCUCUCACUGCUCAAUUCGCCCUGGAGUAUGAGAAGGAAGGCUUCACAAUUUUUGCGGUUUCCCCAGGCUGGAUGAAAACCGAGAUGGGAGGUGGCGACGCGGCAGAUUUAACGCCAGAAGAGAGCGCUAAGGCCGCAUUGAAUUUCAUCUUCAACAAGGGAAAAGAGCUCAAUGGAAGAUUCCUAAAAGUUCAUAUCAAGGGGUGGGAGAACCGCAAGGGAAGGGCCGCCUAUGACGGGACUGACGCUCCGUGGUAG
Canariomyces notabilis is the source of this 928-nucleotide messenger RNA. RefSeq names its product NAD(P)-binding protein. NCBI's taxonomy places the organism in Eukaryota, Fungi, Ascomycota, Sordariomycetes, Sordariales, Chaetomiaceae. The coding region runs from base 167 to 928 and encodes 253 amino acids. The transcript is spliced from 4 exons. Gene Ontology annotation, molecular function: oxidoreductase activity, acting on the CH-OH group of donors, NAD or NADP as acceptor. The record is from RefSeq and is a predicted model, not a curated record.